This is a messenger RNA of Linnemannia hyalina, 1440 nucleotides long. The record is from the annotation of a GenBank genome assembly. Lineage: Eukaryota; Fungi; Mortierellomycota; Mortierellomycetes; Mortierellales; Mortierellaceae.
AUGGACGCUGCAGACGAGCCCUAUGACUUUCUCAACUGGCACAGCAAUGCGCCCGUUGUCAAGGAUGAAAAAAAGGAAUUGAAGAAGCAGAAGAAGGCAGAGAAAGAGGCCAAGGCCAACGCAGCAAAGGAGUCCAAGAAGUCGUCCUCCAAGUCAUCAAAAAAGUCCAGCAAAAAGACCAUGGAUUCUGAUAGCGACAGUAGCGAGGACGAGGAGGAGGCAGCGGCAUCAAAGAAGGCGCUCAGGGCUAGCAAGAAGGAAAAGUCCAAGAAGAAAGCCGUCGUCAUGGAUUCGGAUAUAGAUUCAUCAUCGUCAGACUCAGAGCAGGAUGACCCCGACACACAACCGCCUCCAAAGUCCAAGAAGAAGAAGAACAAGAAGAAGAACAAGAAGAAGGCUGGCGCAGAGGACGAUGAGGAGGCAGAGGCACCCGAGAAUGAGGAUGGUGUUGUUGAUGAUGACGAGGAAGGUGGCAAGAAGAAGAAGAAAAAGGGCGACAAGAAGGACAAGAAGGACAAGGAGGCCAAGGAGAAGAAGGACGGCCCUGGACGGAAGGGCGAGUACGGUAUCUGGAUCGGGAACCUCUCGUUCUUGACGACCGAUAAGGCAUUGCGCCAUUUCUUCCGUAACGUCGGCGGCGAGAUCACACGUGUCAACAUGCCUACAGGCUCGGGAUACAACAAGAAGGGCAACAAGGGCUUCGCCUAUGUCGAUUUCUCGAGUGCCGAGGGUCAGGAGGCGGCGAUCAAGUUGUCUGAGUCUGAGGUGGACGGACGGAAGGUGUUGAUCAAGUCGAGCAAGUCAUUUGAGGGUCGUCCCGCGGUCUCCAAGGCUGCUGCUCAGGAAAAGUCAUUGAAGCAGAAGCAUGCUGUCUCGCCUACGCUGUUUGUCGGAAACUUGUCAUUCCAGUCGACGAGGGAGGGUCUUCAGAAGCUGUUUGAGGACUGUGGAGAGAUUCGCAAGGUUCGUCUGGCGACCUUUGAGGAUUCUGGAAAGUGCAAGGGAUUCGCAUAUAUCGAUUACAUGGCACCUGAAUCGGCGACGACAGCACUGACGGACCCAAAGAAGCACUUUUUGGAUGGACGCAAGCUCAACAUUGAGUACGCCUCGGCUGAAGCCACCCUGAAGGGUAACCCCCGCGAGUUCAGGAAGCGCAAGCGUGAGGAAGAAGAUGCAGCAGCGAUUGCCCGUGGCGAAGUGCCUCCCUCACAACAGGAAGGUGGCGCCAACUACGAUCCCGAAGCAGCCGCCGCCGAAGCAGAGGACGAGGAGAGGAGAAAACGCAAUGCGGAGCAAAAGGCCAAGCGACAGAGACGUCAACCUGGAGAGACGACCGUCAAGAAGCUUCAGGGCCAUCAGCGUCCUGGAUUUGCCCUUGCCAAUGCUCAACGUGCCACCACUGGUAUUGUCGAGUUCAAAGGAAACAAAGUUACCUUCUAA